Molecule: messenger RNA, 3068 nt
Organism: Thalassophryne amazonica
Lineage: Eukaryota; Metazoa; Chordata; Actinopteri; Batrachoidiformes; Batrachoididae
Gene: arhgef6
Product: Rac/Cdc42 guanine nucleotide exchange factor (GEF) 6
Exons: 22
Coding region: 163-2481 (772 amino acids)
Molecular function (GO): guanyl-nucleotide exchange factor activity; protein binding
Source: RefSeq, a predicted model, not a curated record
UUCCCUUCCGUCGCCUCUUCUUUUUUUUUCUUUUUUUUUUUAACUUCAAGCAGAAGUGCGGAUGUGAGCUGCAUAUUGAUCCGGAACAGGCCGUCGGGUGUUUUUUUUCUAGUUGAUUUUUUUUUUUUUUUUUUUUUAAUUUUUGAUGAUGUUUUUGGAGCUAUGAAUCCGGAGGAGCAGACGGUAACCUGGCUAAUUUCGUUAGGAGUACUCAGCUCACCUAAAAAGAACAUCUCGGACCCGGAGGGGUUCCUGAAAGCCUCGUUGAAGGAUGGAAUCGUCCUGUGCAAACUCACCGAGCGGCUUAUACCCGGUUUUAGCGCUAAGUAUUGUCAAGACCCGAGAAAUGAAGCCGACUGCAUUUCCAAUAUCCGGGAGUUUUUAAGAGGAUGUUCGUCCUUGAAGGUGGAGGGAUUUGAGCCAGAGUGGUUGUACACCGGUGAACAUUUCAGCAAGGUUCUGACCACUUUGCUGGCUGUCAACUUUGCUACACAAGACUGUGGUACUGAGAGGUCUUGUCUGCAGUCCAGUGCAACCAGUCCUAGACAGUCCAGUUCCACUCACACACACUCCUCAGCCAAAUCCAAAGGCUCUCUGCGGAGACGGUCCAAAUCAGUGGAGAUGUCUGAGAACGGUGCAGGUGGACAGCUGAUGGUGAAGGCCCGUUUUAACUUCAAGCAGAACAAUGAAGACGAACUGUCCUUCAGUAAAGGUGAAGUGAUCCUCGUAACACGGCAGGAGGAGGGAGGCUGGUGGGAGGGCACGCUCAACGGCAAGACGGGUUGGUUCCCCAGUAACUACGUCCGUGAGAUCAAACCCUGUGAGAAGCCAACGUCUCCUAAGGGAACUCAGCUGACCAAGAACUACUACAGUGUGGUGGUGCAGGACAUCUUGGAACAUGAGCGGGAGUUUGUUAAGGAAUUACAAACUGUACUGAGUUGUUAUCUACGACCACUACAAGCCAGUGACAAGCUCAGCAGUGUGGACAGCGCAGUGCUGUGUGGAAACCUGGAGGAGAUCCUCACUUUCCAGCAGGCUCUCUGUGUGGCUUUGGAAGAAUGCACCAAGCUGCCGGAAGGCCAGCAGCGAGUGGCCGGCUGUUAUUUGAACCUGAUGUCCCAGAUCAAGACUUUGUACCUGACGUACUGCUCCAGUCACCCUUCAGCUGUCUGCAUCCUCACUGACCACAGCGAUGAACUUGACAAGUUCAUGGAGAGUCAGGGAGCCAGUGCACCAGGGAUCCUGUCGUUGACCAGCAGUCUCAGUAAACCCUUCAUGAGGCUGGACAAGUACCCCACCCUGCUGCAGGAGCUGGAGAGACAUGUGGAGGAAGCCCAUGUUGACUAUACUGACAUCAUAAAGGCCACAGCAGCUUUUCGGAAUCUAGUGUCUCAGUGCCAGGACCUGCGAAAACGUAAGAACCUGGAGCUCCAGAUCUUAUCUGAACCAUUGAGGGGUUGGGAAGGAGACAACAUGAAGUCCCUUGGUCAUGUAGCCUACAUGUCCCAGGUCCAUGUGAAAAAUGGAUCCACUGAGGAAAAAGAGGAGCGCUACCUCAUGCUUUUCCCUAAUGUGUUAAUUAUGCUGUCCGCCAGUCCACGGAUGAGUGGCUUUAUUUACCAGGGACGACUCCCAUUGACAGGCACUACAGUAACUCGACAUGCAGAAGAUCCUGAAAGUUGCCAUUAUGCUUUCGACAUCACAGGGAGCAUGAUCGAUCGUAUUACGGUGUUCUGCGUUAAUGCCCAGGAGUUACAAGAGUGGCUGGAACACCUGCAGCCCUUUACCAAAGGAGGCAGCCCUGCAGGCACCAUUUUGAAGAAUGUAGAAGGUAAACCCGUGAGCAUGAUCGGUACUUCCUCACACCUUUCCCAUCUGGGCAGCCUUAGUGCAGUCAGUCGUGGCCCCCUGGAACCACCAAAGAUCAGCAAGCCAUGGUCCCUUAGCUGUCUUCGCCCUGCACCUCCCCUAAAACCUUCCGCUGCACUUGGAUACAAAGAGAGGAUGUCGUAUAUCAUGAAGGACACCAGCAAGAGCCCACGACCUAUGAAGAAGUUCCUUCCAGGCAACAGGAAGAAAGACCGAAAGCCAUCUGAUGAUGAGAUUCAUGUUAGAAAAAGUACGGUCGCUCUGGAGGAGGAUGCCCAGAUACUGAGGGUGAUUGAGGCGUACUGUACAGGAGCCAGCCUGCAUCAGACCAACACAGUGCGGAAAGAGUGCGCCCCUCAGGUACUUCUCCCAGAGGAAGAGAAGAUCAUUGUGGAGGAGAUGAAGAGCAACGGGCAAACAGUUAUUGAAGAAAAAAGCCUGGUGGAUGCAGUGUAUGCUUUAAAGGAUGAGGUUCAUGAACUGAAAAAGGAGAAUAAGUGGAUGAAACAAUUCCUCGAGGAAGAGCAGAAGUCUCGCAAGGAGCUGGAGAGAGUGGUGAGGAAACUGAGCAAGCAGAAGAACGACUGUGGUUGGGAUGAUGGUAACCACUGAAAACGCACACCAUCGUCAUCCUCCUCGUGUGUACAUUUAUAUCAGCAUGCUUGUGCAGGGACACAUGGGUUUGCAUGUGUGUCUUUGUGUAUCCGAUCUUGGCGCAUCUCCAUGUUUCAGUCACCUGUGGUAGAGUUGGACUCCCCAGCUGAAGCUUUCUUUGCUUCGAAUCCUGGAGCUUCAUUUGACAUGAUGAUAAAAUCUAACGUCUUCCUUAUCCUGGCUCGCUAGACUACAACCAUGCUUCUUCUUGAAGCAGCACUUCUAAACCAGGAUUCGCAAAGUGGCACCUUUCAUUAUACAGCCUUUUGGGGACUAACACUGUGAACACGUUUCCAGCCAGCGGAACAAUUUUGGACAAGGAACAGGACAAAAAAGUUGUCCAGCAACACCAGCUGCUUCUUUUACUUCACUUAGAAAGAGAAAAGGAGUAAGAAGCCAUUGAAUGCAAAAUGUUUUCUCUUGACUGCACUUCUGCUACCAAGGAGAUUUUUUUUUUUCGUCUUUAAUCGGUCACGUUUUGAGUUUCCUAAGGAACCCCCUAGAGGGGAGGAAAUGUAAUGCGCUUUUUACAAGCAUGUGCAAGC